This is a messenger RNA of Talpa occidentalis (Iberian mole), 4058 nucleotides long. It is a transcript of the gene MYO1F, whose product is annotated as myosin IF. Bases 169 to 3465 code for a protein of 1098 amino acids. Gene Ontology annotation, molecular function: ATP binding; microfilament motor activity; actin filament binding. Gene Ontology annotation, cellular component: microvillus; myosin complex; vesicle. The transcript has 28 exons. Gene Ontology annotation, biological process: vesicle transport along actin filament; actin filament organization. NCBI's taxonomy places the organism in Eukaryota, Metazoa, Chordata, Mammalia, Eulipotyphla, Talpidae. The record is from RefSeq and is a predicted model, not a curated record.
CCCCUCCCGCAAAGGAAGUGAGAGGGGCUAUUGCAAGAGGAACUACAGGGCUGGGAGUCCAGUGCGAGUCGAGCGGGCCAUGUCCAAGCCGCCCCCCAGAGCCCCGUGAGCCUGCAACUCCACCACGACCCAUUUGGACCCUCUAGGGUCCAGGCGACAGCCCCCACCAUGGGCAGCAAGGAGCGCUUCCACUGGCAGAGCCACAACGUGAAGCAGAGCGGCGUGGACGACAUGGUGCUGCUGCCGCAGAUCACCGAGGACGCCAUCGUGAGCAACCUCCGCAAGCGCUUCAUGGACGACUACAUCUUCACCUACAUCGGCUCUGUGCUCAUCUCCGUAAACCCCUUCAAGCAGAUGCCCUACUUCACUGACCGUGAGAUCGACCUCUACCAGGGCGCGGCCCAAUACGAGAACCCCCCCCACAUCUACGCCCUCACGGAUAACAUGUACCGGAACAUGCUCAUCGACUGUGAGAACCAGUGCGUCAUCAUCAGUGGAGAGAGCGGGGCAGGGAAGACGGUGGCCGCCAAAUACAUCAUGGGCUACAUCUCCAAGGUGUCCGGAGGGGGCGAGAAGGUCCAGAACGUGAAGGACGUCAUCCUGCAGUCCAACCCGCUGCUGGAGGCCUUCGGAAACGCCAAGACCGUGCGCAACAACAACUCCAGCCGCUUCGGCAAGUACUUUGAGAUCCAGUUCAGCCGCGGUGGGGAGCCAGAUGGGGGCAAGAUCUCCAACUUCUUGUUGGAGAAAUCGCGCGUGGUCAUGCAGAACGAAAACGAGAGGAACUUCCACAUCUAUUACCAGCUGCUAGAAGGGGCAUCGCAGGAGCAGCGGCAGAACCUGGGGCUCAUGACCCCCGACUACUAUUACUACCUCAACCAGUCGGACACCUACAAGGUAGACGGCACUGACGACAGGAGCGACUUCCAGGAGACACUGAGCGCCAUGCAGGUCAUCGGGAUCCCGCCCAACGUCCAGCAGCUGGUCCUGCAGCUCGUGGCAGGGAUCUUGCACUUGGGAAACAUCAGCUUCCGCGAAGACGGGAACUACGCCCGGGUGGAGAAUGCGGACCUGCUGGCGUUUCCCGCCUACCUGCUGGGCAUUGACAGCGGGCGGCUGCAGGAGAAGCUGACCAGCCGCAAGAUGGACAGCCGCUGGGGCGGCCGCAGCGAGUCCAUCGACGUGACCCUCAAUGUGGAGCAGGCGGCCUACACCCGGGAUGCCCUGGCCAAGGGCCUCUAUGCCCGUCUAUUUGACUUCCUGGUGGAGGCCAUCAACCGCGCCAUGCAGAAGCCCCAGGAUGAAUACAGUAUCGGGGUUCUUGACAUCUAUGGCUUUGAGAUCUUCCAGAAAAACGGCUUUGAGCAGUUCUGCAUCAACUUUGUCAACGAGAAGCUGCAGCAGAUCUUUAUCGAACUCACCCUGAAAGCAGAGCAGGAGGAGUACGUGCAGGAAGGCAUCCGCUGGACCCCCAUCCAGUUCUUCAACAACAAAAUUGUCUGUGAUCUCAUAGAAAACAAGCUGAACCCCCCGGGCAUCAUGAGCGUGCUGGACGACGUGUGCGCCACCAUGCACGCCACGGGCGGCGGGGCUGACCAGACGCUGCUGCAGAAGCUGCAGGCGGCUGUGGGCACCCACGAGCACUUCAACAGCUGGAGCUCCGGUUUCAUCAUCCACCACUACGCUGGCAAGGUAUCCUACGACGUCAAUGGCUUCUGUGAGCGCAACAGGGAUGUCCUCUUCUCCGACCUCAUAGAACUGAUGCAGUCCAGUGAGCAGGUCUUCCUCCACAUGCUCUUCCCCGAGAAGCUGGAUGGGGACAAGAAGGGCCGCCCCAGCACCGCGGGCUCCAAGAUCAAGAAACAAGCCAAUGACCUGGUGGCCACGCUGAAGAAAUGCACGCCCCACUAUAUCCGCUGCAUCAAGCCCAACGAGACCAAGAAGCCCCGAGACUGGGAGGAGAGCAGGGUCAAGCACCAGGUCGAGUACCUGGGCCUGAAGGAGAACAUCAGGGUGCGCCGCGCGGGGUUCGCCUACCGCCGUCAGUUCUCCAAGUUCUUGCAAAGGUAUGCCAUCCUGACCCCCGAGACGUGGCCGCACUGGCGUGGCGACGAGCGCCAAGGGGUCCAGCACCUGCUCCGGGCGGUGAACAUGGAACCGGACCAGUACCAGAUGGGGAGCAGCAAGGUCUUCGUCAAGAACCCUGAGUCGCUCUUCCUUCUGGAGGAGAUGCGAGAGCGCAAGUUCGACGGCUUCGCGCGCACCAUCCAGAAGGCCUGGCGGCGCCAUGUGGCGGUCCGGAAGUACGAGGAGAUGCGGGAGGAAGCUUCCAACAUCCUGCUUAACAAAAAGGAGCGGAGGCGGAACAGCAUCAAUCGGAACUUUGUCGGGGACUACCUGGGCCUGGAGGAGCGGCCCGAGCUGCGUCAGUUCCUGGGCAAGAGGGAGCGGGUGGACUUCGCCGACUCGGUUACCAAGUAUGACCGGCGCUUCAAGUCCAUCAAGAGGGACUUGAUCCUGACCCCCAAAUGUGUGUAUGUGAUCGGGCGGGAGAAGGUGAAGAAGGGACCCGAAAAGGGCCAGGUGCGUGAGAUCCUGAAGAAGAAAGUGGAGAUCCAGGCCCUGCGGGGUGUGUCCCUCAGCACGCGGCAGGACGACUUCUUCAUCCUCCAAGAAGACGCGGCCGACAGCUUGCUGGAGAGCGUCUUCAAGACCGAGUUCGUCAGCCUCUUGUGCAAGCGCUUCGAGGAGUCGGUCCGGAGGCCCCUGCCCCUCACCUUCAGUGACAUACUACAGUUCCGGGUGAAGAAGGAGGGCUGGGGCGGAGGUGGCACCCGCAGUGUGGCUUUCGCCCGCGGCUCUGGCGAGGUGGCCGUGCUCAAGGCCAGCGGCCGCACCCUCACGGUCAGCGUGGGUGACGGGCUGCCCAAGAGCUCCAAGCCGACUCGGAAGGGGGUGGCCCAGGGAAAACCUCGAAGAUCGACCCAGGCCCCGUGCCGGGCAGCCCCCACGGCCCCCAGAGGCCUGGACCGAAACGGAGUGCCCCCUUCUGUCAAGAGGGGUCCCCUGCCUAUGGAGAUCACAUCUGGAGGGGUUUCCCACCGGCCUCCACAGGGCCCUCCAUCCUCAGCCUUGGGGGCCAGCAGACGCCACCGGGCACGGCCCCCCUCGGAGCACAACACAGAAUUCCUCAAUGUGCCUGACCAGGGUGUAGCUGGCUUGCAGAGGAAGCGCAGUAUGGGGCAGCGCCCCGUGCCCCCUGCGGGCCGACCCAAGCCCCAGCCGCGAGCACAUGGCCCACGGUGCCGGGCCCUGUACCAGUAUGUGGGCCAGGAUGUGGACGAGCUCAGCUUCAAUGUGAACGAGGUCAUCGAGAUCCUCCUGGAAGAUCCCUCGGGCUGGUGGAAAGGCCGGCUGCAUGGCCAGGAAGGCCUCUUCCCGGGGAACUAUGUGGAGAAGAUCUGAGAAGGGGCACCUGGAGGCCUGCCGCCCACCUGCCUGCCGCCACCUGGGCAGGCCUGCUGCUGGUCUCAUUUUCCUUGGCUCGGUUGUCCAAACGGCUCCAUCCUGCGGCUUCCAGUCCAGCCGGCCCAUGUCCUGGGUCUGGCGUCAGCACUGCAGCCGUCCGGAGAUGCCGGCCUCCCCGUCACACUCUCUGCCCGCGUCCCUGUCUCCUCCUGUGCCAGGCGGGCUAACAGCAGAACCUACCUCCCAGCUACCUUGCAAAUGCUGAAAGAGGCCAUCCUGUGGGGAAAGUGCAGACACAGUUGGGGGAUGGGGCUUAACAAGUAUGACUUCCCUCCUCGCAACACUGAGGCAAUAAAAGCUUGACAGGCGAAAGCAUGAAUGACUUCCUGAAUGCCAACUGGAAGGCCCACCUCUCCCACCUUGUGAGGGAGGAGCAGAAGCAUCCGUGUUGCAGGUGCAAAAUGGAGGCUCAGAGACAUUCAGCCUCUUGCCCGAGACCCCACGGCGCCCGCGCCUCUCCCAGAGCUGCAGCUGGCCAGCCAGGACCAGCUCCUGUGGAAGAUGGCCCAGUGGUUCCUGUCAGCUUUGAA